GACUGUGGGGAGAGAGAGAGAGGGGGGUAGAGAGACGGACAGACAGACACAGCGAGAGAGAGAGAGAGACGGACGGACGGAGGGAGAGAAUGAGUUGUUAAGCUCGUGGACGGUUGAUUUUUAUUUUCUGGAUGUUUAAAAGCGUCGAGUUUGUUUCGGCUGAAGAGCGCGCGGACGUGACAUGUGUUUGUGAGGUGAUGGUCGGAGUUCCCCAGUAAGAUGUAGAAUCCAGACGCAAAGGAAGAGAGACACCGAGAGGAAGGAACCCCACGUCUGAUCCACACAAAAGACAGAGAGAGUUUUAAUCUCUCCAUUCAUUUGUCAGAAAUACUCACAGCUUCCUGUGACCUUUGACCUCCACCGCACCAUGUGUCAUGUGAUUGUAACGUGUCGCUCGAUGCUGUGGACGCUGCUCAGCAUCGUGGCCGCUUUCAGCGAGCUCAUCGCCUUUAUGAGCACCGAUUGGCUAGUCGGAUACCCACGGUCGGCAGACACCGUGUUUUCUCCUCACGGGGCGACGGCGGCGGGCGAGGCGUACCGCCCCACGCUGGGCAUCUACGGCCGAUGCAUCCGGCUGCCCCACUCGCGGCGGGGAGUUCUGUGUGGACCGUACGCGGUGCAUUUCGGAGAAAUCGCCAGCGGGUUCUGGCAAGCCACGUCCAUCUUCCUCGCGGCCGGAAUUCUGCUGCUGUGCGCGGUGGCGUUUAUAUCCGUCUUCACCAUGUGCUUCCAAAGUAUCAUGAAGAAAAGCAUCUUUAAUGUGUGUGGACUGCUGCAGGCCAUCGCAGGUCUGUUUCUGAUACUGGGUCUGAUGUUGUACCCCGCUGGUUGGGGUUGUGAUAAGGUUCAGUUAUACUGCGGUCCGGAGGCGUCACCUUAUAAACUCGGCCUUUGCUCGAUGGGCUGGGCGUUCUAUACGGCGCUGGGCGGCACCAUCCUCACCUUCAUCUGCGCCGUGUUCUCCGCACAGGCUGAGAUCGCCACGUCCAGUGAUAAAGUCCAGGAGGAAAUAGGCGAGGGGAAAAGUCUCAUCUGUCUGCUGUAGAAGAGAUGAUGAUGAUGAUGAUGAUUCUUCAUCAUUGAGACUGGAACACAUCCACAUAAAUCCCCACUCAAUCUGUGGAAAUCUUUUGUACUGUUUUCAAUGUCAAGUUUGUGUUUGUCACUGCAAGCUGAUGUAAAUAUGUGUGUAUAUAAUGUAAAUAUCAUUCAUCAGGAUUAUGAGUUCAUCUCUUAUCUCACCUGAAACCACUGAUCACAUUCAUUCAUUCUCCUCGGACUGGACUGGAGUAUCUGAGUGCUGAGGUUUACCGUAUUAAACCGUGUCUGUCUAUUGAUGAUGAUGUGUACCGCGGUGAACAGUGUCUGUAUGUCUUAUGAUGAUGUGUACCGCGUUAAAGUGUCUGUCUUAUGAUGAUGAUGAUGAUGAUGAUGUGUACCACGGUGAACAGUAUUUGUGUCUGCUUUCUUUGAGAUUUUAGGCUCUAGGGUUUUAGUGGAGGUUUUCUAAGCAAACUCAGAUCAGUAUUUCUGUGUUAAAGAUGAAUUACAGAUCUCAGGUCUGCAAUCAGAUCAAGUGCCAAAAUGAAUGACAGUGUCAGAUUUCAUCGUUUAUGUCUUGAGCCCUGAGAUGUUACAGCCCACAGAGCCAAAGACACGUACUGCCUCUGUCUGUCUGUGUCCGUCUAACUGUCUGUCUGUCUGUCUGUGUCCGUCUAACUGUCUGUCUGUCUGUCUGUCUGUCUCUGUCUGUCUGUCUGUCUGUCUGUCUGUCUGUCUGUCUGU
Molecule: messenger RNA, 1785 nt
Organism: Paramisgurnus dabryanus
Lineage: Eukaryota; Metazoa; Chordata; Actinopteri; Cypriniformes; Cobitidae
Gene: lhfpl2a
Product: LHFPL tetraspan subfamily member 2a
Cellular component (GO): membrane
Source: RefSeq, a predicted model, not a curated record